This is a messenger RNA of Endocarpon pusillum Z07020, 2901 nucleotides long. RefSeq lists its product as uncharacterized. The record is from RefSeq and is a predicted model, not a curated record. Bases 1 to 2901 code for a protein of 966 amino acids. Gene Ontology annotation, biological process: protein phosphorylation. Gene Ontology annotation, molecular function: ATP binding; protein kinase activity. NCBI's taxonomy places the organism in Eukaryota, Fungi, Ascomycota, Eurotiomycetes, Verrucariales, Verrucariaceae. The transcript has a single exon.
AUGGCGGAUAUUGCGGUUCUUCUUGGCACGCUCGAGCUCGAGAAUUUCGAGCAUAAGUCAUUCGUUCCUUUUAAUAAACUAGAAGCAUUGUUCACCCGCGACAAGAUACACGAACUUGUACGGCAACAUGACCUAAAGUUCUACCUCAUCGAUGAGAUAGUUGACAGAGUCCUCGAUGGAGGUCUAAGGACUUUCGCCAUACUAGCGGCUGUCCAAGAAAUUAGAAGCAUUGAGCGGUUCAUCAGAGAAGACCAAUUUUCCGAGGUUUCUCUGGAUGCAAAGCUGCCUCUGAAAGAAACAGAUAUCUCUCAGUAUUUCUCGAACCCGGAAAAGGGCAGGCUAUUCCUUCGCAGACAGUGGACCUUCCUAGCGCCAGUAUUCUCCGAGAACCGAUCACGCCGUGAGCUUAACGAUCGAAUCAUUCUUCCCUUUUUGCACAAGAAUCCUAUUGGCGAAGGUGGUUUUGCGAAGGUCUACAAAGUAACGGUUGACGCGUCGCACCACACGUUGAGCACCUCGACCAACUCCAGUGGAUUGAACGUAUUAGGAAACGCGCAACAACAAAAUGUGCCAAGCCUACCACUGGAUCUAAUCUGUAAACAACUGGAACGACCAGAUGAUGAAGGAACCCUGGCCGAAGAGUUUGAACACGAGGUCAGCAUUCUUUUAGCCCUUCGCUGUCUCCAGCAUCCGAAUAUUAUUUCGCUCGUUACCGCCUUCUCGAAAGGUACGACCUAUAGUUUCCUCUUACCGGCCGCAGACGGAGAUUUAAGAAAGCUUCUGAACACCAGUCACCGCCUACCGGGCUUUCGGACUGAGACCGAGAUCUUUGGAUCGCUGUGGGGAUUAUCUUCAGCCCUCGAUGCGGUCCACAACUACUUCUUUUCCCAGUUCAAUGUACGGCAAGUUGGAUGUCACUAUGACAUUAAGCCAGAUAACAUUCUGUUAAGCAAUGGAAAACUUAUGUUGUCGGACUUUGGCCUCUCGAGGCUACGGAGGCCGGAAGAUGGCUCACAAACGACAUUUCAAACAGGCAAUCCGUUGUAUUUGGCACCAGAGUGCGAAUCCAUCUCAGAAGGUUUCAAGCAUGAAAGAAUCGGAAGAGCGAGUGACAUUUGGUCUUUAGGCUGUGUUCUUGCCGAGAUAUUGGCAUAUCUAAGUGUCGAGCCAGCGAGUGGUCCUGAGACAGUCCGAAAUUUUGUCAGAGACAGGAGACUAAAGAUUGGGCCAUUCAUCUCCUCCAUGUUUUAUGGAGAGAAUGAGGUUAACCCAGCCGUGCAAAAGUUUUUGGAGAACUGCAAGACUGAUCAAACUCUAUCCAACGGGCUGAAGUCACUAGCAAGGAUAGUGGGCAGGAUUCUACAGUUUGAUCCGAGUCAGAGGCCCUCUGCCGCGCAUAUUACUCGACUUUUAUUUCACCUAACGCAACAGAGUCGUAUCGCCACAAUCACUUCGACCUUUGAUAAAGGUUUUCGGCCGUUGGAACUCGAGUUGGAGAUCGAGAUGGAACGUUUGAGCAUCUGGAGCGAGACGAUCGGUUUAUGUGCGGACUUGCUAGACGUACCCGAGUCUACUUGGUUUGCGAUGAAUCACACCUUUGAAGAGUAUGAAAACUUGCAGCAACUCUUGAUCAAGAUAGAAGAGGAAACCGGCAUGAUUGCAACAGAGUUGCAGAAGACAGCUUCAGGCCGGCCGGCGUUCCAACUCUACUAUCGCUUACAAAAACUACAGGAUCAGCUAUGGGAUAGCCAAACUCUCGCUGUACGCCAUCUUAUGUUCGACCGGCUAGAAGAGAUAAUGCUGAGUAAGGACAGCCUUGCAAAGCCUCGAGAGGCUUUUGGCUCGAUCCAACAUGCCGUUGUGAGUAGCUAUUCGUCGUCGACUGAACAGUUUCGCCAGCGAUUCGUAUAUCUGGCAACUAUGAGAAAUGUCGCUUCUGCUAUGUUGCGUCAAGAUCGCCAGACGCAAGGCCUUAAGCUAGACAGAAAAGUCAUCAAAGGCCCAUGGUUCGAUCUCGGUCCCCACGCAGUUGGCAUCCUCGAGCCCAAUUGCGUGCAUGUCCUUAUCGAAUAUCUGACUUAUGGAGAGACGUGGAGUUCCCACGAAGACAAGCUGCUCGAACGCGUCAACGCAAUAGCAUCCCUACGCAAGAAGAGCGUCUCCGAGUCCAUUUUUCCCAUUCUUCGAUGUCAUGGCUACUACUGUGACCCUACACGAUUUCGGCUCGGCAUCGUAUAUCAGCUGCCUACCGAAGCCCGAAAUACAGUGCCGAUCAACCUGUUGACGGUGUUCGAGAAGACGAAGUCAAGAUCUUUACAACCUUCGCUUACGCAUCGCUACAGAUUAGCAUCAGCACUGGUCUCGUGCGUCUUGAACUUUCACCGUGGUGGCUGGUUGCAUAGAAGUAUAUCCGCAUUCAACAUCAUCUGCUUUCCGGACGCCUUUCCAAAUGUCGCAGCCUCUCUCGCAAAACCGUAUUUCAUCGGAUUCAACCAUAGUCGUGUGAACGAUGAUAACGAAUAUUCUUCGCGGACCGACAUGGAGUAUCAGCACCCCGUAUACCAAAGCAACACCCGGGCCUACGCAGAUGACACAAUGAGAGGCAUUGUGCGUUUCCGUCAGGAGUUCGAUUACUACAGUAUUGGCCUGGUGCUUAUGGAAAUUGCUUUCUGGAGGCCGUUGAGUUCGAUCACGCAAAGGAUAGUAGGAUCGCCAGAGCAGAUGUUAGCGGAGUUGCAAGAAAAGUUCAUACCACUGGUGAGAACAUAUAUGGGAGAUAUAUAUGGUGAUGCAGUACAAUAUUGUCUCACAGCCUAUGAGGAAGGACACCAACCGCUCGAGAGUGUUAGGAAUGGUUUCAACGAGAAUGUCGUUCUGCUUAUUUCGAAAUGUUUUGUCUAG